This is a messenger RNA of Platichthys flesus (European flounder), 1057 nucleotides long. RefSeq names its product olfactory receptor 8G17-like. The record is from RefSeq and is a predicted model, not a curated record. Gene Ontology annotation, molecular function: G protein-coupled receptor activity; olfactory receptor activity. NCBI's taxonomy places the organism in Eukaryota, Metazoa, Chordata, Actinopteri, Pleuronectiformes, Pleuronectidae. Gene Ontology annotation, cellular component: membrane. The transcript has 2 exons. The coding region runs from base 5 to 1057 and encodes 350 amino acids. Gene Ontology annotation, biological process: G protein-coupled receptor signaling pathway.
GUUGAUGGAAAACUACACCUACAACAGCUUCACUCUCCAGAUGGAGGGGUUAAAAAUCACAAAGGAAACCAUGUACCCUGUCUUUUUCUUGUACUUAACUUCCUAUAUUGUUAUAAUGGUUAUGAAUAUUGGGAUUUCCAGUCUAAUUGUCAUAGAUAAGAACCUUCACCAGCCCAUGUAUCUCCUGUUGUGUAGCCUGUCAGUGAGUGACAUCAUCGGAAGCACUAAUAUUAUGCCCCGGCUGCUGUCAGACAUCCUGCGUCCGCCCUCCGAGCGCCUCACCAGCUACUACGAGUGUGUGCUGCAGGCGUUCACCACUCAAUUCUUCGGCACCACCUCUCACACCGUGCUCAUGAUCAUGGCCUUUGACAGAUACGUGGCCAUCUGUAAUCCUCUGCGUUACGCCGCCAUCAUGACCAGCAACAUGGUGGUCAAGCUGACCGUGUCUGCCUGGGGCGUGGCCUUUGUUCUGGUGGGGAUUCUGCUGGGUUUGACCAUAAGACUGAACCGAUGCAGGACUCUGAUCAUGAAUCCGUUCUGUGACAACGCCUCGCUGUUCAAACUCUCCUGUGAGAGUGUGUUUAUUAACAAUGUUUUCGGGCUCACCUACACCGUGGUCCUUCUCUCAGCUUCUAUCGGCAGCAUAGUUCUCACCUACGCUAAGAUCACAGUCGUGUGUGUGACCAGUAAAAAUCAGUCUCUGAACAGUAAGGCCCUGAAGACCUGCAGCACUCACCUGAUGUCGUACCUGAUCAUGCUGUGUAGUGGAUUUAUUGUCAUCAUUCUGCAUCGCUUCCCUCAGUACUCCGACUACAGGACACUUUCGGCCAUUCUUUUUGUCCUCGUCCCUGGAAGCCUCAACCCCAUUAUUUAUGGUGUCCAGUCCAAAGAGAUACGAACGUUUCUAUUUGAAAUGUUUUGCAGAAGAAAAUGUUUGGUGUGUGAAGUCAGCGGGAGCACCGCCAGCCUCGCAGUUAGCCGCCCGGGUACAGCCGGGGACCAACCCGUCACCGAGCAGCCGGCUGCCGCUGCCGCCGGCUGGCAAGCCGGGCACUGA